Molecule: messenger RNA, 3467 nt
Organism: Rhopilema esculentum
Lineage: Eukaryota; Metazoa; Cnidaria; Scyphozoa; Rhizostomeae; Rhizostomatidae
Product: RNA 2',3'-cyclic phosphatase ANGEL2
Molecular function (GO): 3'-5'-RNA exonuclease activity
Source: RefSeq, a predicted model, not a curated record
UUUUCAGGGAAGGUGAGACCUCGUCUCGACGACGCUUCAAUCACAGCUACAAUCUAUUUGCUUUGACUGUAUGCCUGUUGCCAAAAUCUCAAGUUGGCGGUCAAAUUUUUGUGGCGCGAAAUGUUUCUGGCCCCUCGUCUGCCGAAACAGUGAAUUAAGAGUGACAAGAAAGAAAUUGACGGAAUGAAACGAGUUUCAUUUUUAAUUGGUGGCAGAAAACAGUCUCCAUGGUCAUGACAAGUCGACGCAGUUUGGAUUCAUCGAAGUUUGAAAACCACCUUGAAGUUUUUUUUGUCAUCAUGAAUUACUCCAAUCAAUAAUAUGGCUAAUUUUCCACAUUCUGAAGUUGUGAGACGUGGAAAUAGAUCUGGUAGGUUCUCUCCCUUGACAGUUAACAAUGAUAACGGCAGCUUAUCUGAAUCAAGCAACUUCAAUAGCCAUGUAGCCAGAGGUAGGGUAACGAGGAGAAAUCCACAUGGAGAUCUUGAAAAAUAUAAUGUGAAUGCUUCCCAUUCUGGUCAUCAAGUACCAAGAAAUUUUGCAUACGACCGACAUGCAGGGGAAGAAACCCCUGGGCAACAUCUUGGAUAUCCUGCUGAGUAUGAACGGGAUAAAAUACAUAGUUCAUUUUCCAGGACCAGAACUGGAAGAGAAGGAACCCAUCAGCAUUAUAUGCGAUGGGAAAAUGGUGAAGCAUCCGGUAAAAGAUCACAAGAGGUUCUUGAUUUGCCAUUAGUGUGUAGAAAGCCAGAUUUUCUUUUUAACUGUGGCAUUUCAUGGUUGGAGAUGAUAUCAAAUGAUUAUAUUUGUAGAGCUUUUGGCAUUAAACAAAGAAAAAGUUCUUUUUUAGUCUCCAAGAAUGAGCCAAUACUAACUUUUAACACAGAGCUAGAAUCACAUUCCAUACCUCACUACCAUAUAUCAUAUCCACUUUACCAAAGCCCACACCAAAUAGGACGGCAAAUGUUACCAGUUAAUGUUUCAGAUGAAAUAUCAAGUCUGAGAAAUGCUUUCAAUUUUACAGUAAUGACAUAUAAUGUACUAUCAGAUAUCUUGUUGUGGCAGCACAAACAGCUAUACAAUAACUGCCCUGAAUGGACUUUGAAAUGGGAGUACAGAAAAAGCAAUUUACUGAAAGAAAUCAUAAUUUAUAAUGCUGAUAUUAUUUGUCUCCAAGAAGUUGAAGCAGAUCAUUUUAUUGACUGGUUCCAACCAAAGCUGCUCAAUAAUGGAUACCUUGGAAUUUACAAGCAGAAAACUGGCCGAAAGACUGAUGGUUGUGCUAUCUUCUAUCGUGAAAGCAGAUUUAUUUUGAAAUGCUGUCGCAGCAUCGAGUACCACGUACCCCAUCACUCUCUAAUGAACAGGGACAACAUUGGCAUGAUUAUAGGUCUUCAGCCUAAGGAAGAAGGUGUUCUAUUAAGGAAACCACCGAUAUUUGUCGCCAACACACAUAUACUGUUCAACAAGAAAAGAGGUGACAUUAAAUUGCUACAGCUUGCCAUGCUUUUCGCAGAAAUUGGUGAAAUUGCUAGAACCCCAGCAUAUCAACCCAAUGAAAGACCUACAACAAAUCAAUAUAAUCCGGUAAUAAUUUGUGGUGAUUUUAACAGUACUCCGUUAAGCUCUGUGUAUGACUUUGUAACUAAAGGCCGGCUACGAUAUGAAGGAACAUGCAGAGAGACUGCUUCUGGGCAGGUGCCUCAAUACCGUGGAAGUCAGAGUGGGAACAGCAAUAUCUUUGAAAGCAACAACGUUUUGACAGAGUUGGGUCUCACAGGCUUGUGCCAAAAGCAGUUGGACAGGAAGGAGAGCGACCAAUCUAAAGGCGAUACGAAUGCAAAGGACCUAUCCGAAGAUUGCGUCAUAAUGGGUACAAGAAGCAGUGGAAGAACUGGCACAGUUGAAGAGACUGGUGUUCUGAAGCACACGCUUGAACUACGUAGUGCUUAUAGGCACCAUCCAGGACAAAGGACAGUGACGUCAUGUCAAGGUACUGUUGAUUACAUUUUGUUUUCUCAAGGAACUACACAACAAAACCCACAAAGACGUUAUGGAGCUAGGAAUGUGCGCCACAGUUCAUCGAAAAAGCAGCUUUAUUUAACAGGGGUUUUGUCUUUACUCACGGAGAAGGAUUUGUCUGCAAUGCAAACUCUUCCCAACCCAUUCAUAUCUUCAGAUCAUCUGGCAUUACUUGCCACGUUUCGGCUUUUGUAACCAAUAGAUAGCUUUUAGAUGCCUCUCCAAGAUUCAAAUGUUUCGUUCUAAUUCUGUAAUUUGAAUGCAAUGCAAGAAGCAGUCAUCCAUUCAUGUUUUACCUAGAAAUUUCCAUAUUCCUUUCGUUGAUUCGACUCGAAGCCUCGACUUCAAUGAGAAUAUUCUGUUGGGUAUCCUUGCAAUUGAAGUGUUUUUACGAAAGAUUUUAGUCUUUCUGUGCUAUGAAGUCGUAGUUAACUACGCUCUUACUGUUAUUUGUAUUAAAAGGCGACGAAAAAACAACAUGGAGUACUCCCAUUUCUAGUCAGAAUAAAAACCUGAACUCUAUCUUGGGCUUUUGCAAACAUGUUCAGAGGGACUCCAAAGUUUUUAAUUUCAUUUAUGAGUUUUCCUUUUGCGGGAUUGAUGGUGUUUCUCUACUCGCUGGAUGAAAUUCAGAAUCACGGGGCCCUAGGAGAAAGCCAAACUUUACAAAAUUUCUAUUGAACGCAACCCCCCCCCCCCUAAUAACUCCCGACCUCACUGCACUUGACAUGGCCCUGUACCUGCUUUUAUACACUUUUAUUAGAUUUCGCAUAUUUAUCUCUAACAUAUUUGUUUGCAAAAGCCACUUAAAUAAAAUCCUCAUCAUAUUGCAUUGUCAUGCUAUAUUUAUUCAUCGAAAUUAAUCUGAUAUCCGCUCCCUAUUCUUCUUAACUGUUUUAUUUAAACGAAAAUCGAAUAAUUAUGGAAUUAAUGAUAGCUUAAAAUGUUUGGUUAAAACUAAUAUGUAACUGAUUAUCUCUUUUGGAUAACGACGUAUUAAUAAUUUAUGAGAUAUCAGGGCGGCUUCCUGGUUUCUGCAAUAGUUGGAAAAUAAGUUUAGUCCUAUUCCUGCCAUACACCGCCUUGUCGAAGUCGAAGGAACGUUGUAAAACUAAAAACAUGAGUUUUUGAGGGGUUGAUCGAAAAGAUGUAAAAGUUGAUACGUUGUCAAAAAAAGUAAUAAAAGAAGAUGAAUAUCAUGUGUAACAGAGGGAGGGCGUCCAUAAAGGGUAGGUUCGACGUAGAAUCAUGUACAUAGUGGAAAUUGUUUCAAAGAUUUAAUCAUAGUGGAAAUCAUAAAUCAUAAAUCAUAAAUCAUUAAUCAUAAAUCAUAGUGGAAAUUGUACAUAGUAGAAUCAUGUACAUAGUGGACAUUGUUUCAAAGGAGAAUACAUAUGCUCAAAAUAUUUUUUCAUUAGAUUAACAAAAAAUAGCUGAAGUUCAUU